GUGUCUAACUUCACGCGUCAUAUUUCAAACGUGACGGCGAGCGGCAUGCGCGCGACUUCGAUAGGUUAUAGCUCGAUAAUGUCUCGUUCAUCGUUCCACCUGUGUCUUCGUUGAUCUUGUCGAAGGUUAUAACCAGGUUGGAUCAUCCCUCCGCACCUGCUCUUCUCUCUAAAUCUCAAUGGAAUUAAGAAACAGCUGAUUAGUGUUCAGAGCUAUCAUGUUAUUUAGUGUUUAUUCAUGGAAGAUUUGUCGACACAUAUCAUGCAGCUCUAUGUCAAAAUACUCUGUCGCCACGUGCUGUGGCUCUCAAAGGCUCAAGUCGACAAAAACUGCAUACAUGGAAGAACCAGUACAGUCAGCGGAAGACAGUCGGUUGCGAGUUGCUGUGGCAACUCCUGUGAUUCCCUUUCCUGUUGAGAAAGCUGUUGAGAAGAUUGUACAUAAAGUCAAGAAUAAUCCAGGUCAAGUACAAAUGUCAGAAUGGUCACCUAUAAAAGUUGAUUACACCAAGCUUCACAAGCAUUACCUCAAGUUGUCAAAGAUUAAAUUGACAUCCCUGGUUGUGGCCACAACUAUGGCUGGAUAUGCAUUAGCUCCUCUACCAUUUGAUUUGUACACGUUUACUAUGUGUUCCCUUGGCACAGGCUUAGUCUCUGCCACAGCGAACGCAAUUAAUCAAUUUUUCGAAGUCCCUUUUGACGCACAAAUGUCACGAACAAAAAAUCGCGUAUUAGUACGUGGCCAUCUGACAUCCGUUCAAGCAGUGGCAUUUGCAGCCGUUUCUGGUGUCGCUGGAUUGUCGAUACUCUACUAUCAAGUGAACGGUGUGACAGCAGUACUGGGUGCUGCUAAUCUCGUCUUGUAUACACUCAUUUACACCCCCAUGAAACGUGUCAGUAUUGCCAACACCUGGGUUGGCUCUGUUGUAGGAGCUAUACCUCCGCUUAUGGGCUGGGCAGGUUGCACUGACGAUAUCCUGAUGCCGGGUGCUUGGAUCAUGUCCGGCAUCUUGUACGCGUGGCAAUUUCCACACUUUAACGCCUUGUCGUGGAACUUGAGGCCGGACUACUCACGCGCCGGUUAUCGAAUGAUGGCUGUUACAAACCCGGAUUUAUGUCGAAAAACAACGUUGAGGUACACAGUGGCUCUGACGGGACUAUGUUACUUAGCACCUAUACUGGACGUAACGAAUUGGUGGUUUGCACUGGCUUCGACACCUCUCAACGCGUCUUUCCUUUAUCUAGCUUGGAAAUUCAGUAAGCACUCGGACAGCGCUAAUUCUAGAAAAUUAUUCCGAUUUUCAUUGCUCCAUCUACCUCUGUUGAUGAUGUUGAUGCUCAUGAGUAAGAAGCACUGGAGUAUCACGAAGAAACAGGAGGACAAGGUCGUACUUCACAACGAGCCAGAAACCAAGGAUUUAGUGACAGCUUUGACCGCUAUCGCAUCGGCAACUUCGUCCGUAUAAUCAUAUGUUUGCUGUUGGACUUGUGAUAGUACAAAUCAAUGAAUGUAAAAAUCUCGCCAAACUCGAAGAAGCUACGAGAUUUUUACAUUACCUCGCUAGACGGUUUUGUAAAAUAUAACGUAUGUCGCCGUAUGAGGAUCUAAUUCUUAUCGAAUUUUAGAUCGGAUAUUUAUAUAGUCAAUAAAUAAAGCCGUCAGGUACUCACAUUUGACGGCAAAGAUACGUGAA
Messenger RNA from Dinoponera quadriceps, 1693 nucleotides. It is a transcript of the gene Cox10, whose product is annotated as protoheme IX farnesyltransferase, mitochondrial. Gene Ontology annotation, cellular component: mitochondrial membrane; mitochondrion. Lineage: Eukaryota; Metazoa; Arthropoda; Insecta; Hymenoptera; Formicidae. Bases 218 to 1465 code for a protein of 415 amino acids. The record is from RefSeq and is a predicted model, not a curated record. The transcript is spliced from 7 exons. Gene Ontology annotation, molecular function: protoheme IX farnesyltransferase activity. Gene Ontology annotation, biological process: heme biosynthetic process.